AGUUGUGUUUCUUGGGUACGCCCCUUCCCCGGCUUUGCGCUGCGGGAUGAGAGGAGACACGCAGGUACGCUGGAGGUGCUCAUUAGCAGGAGGUGCAGUUGUUGCUCUUUGAAGCGAAAAAACCCAGUAGCAGCAACGGAGAGAGGAGUUCUGGAAGGCAAGGUGGAUACGGCGCAGCGCAAGGUGUCCCAACAUGCACCGUGACAUGAUCACUGUCCUUCUGUUCAUUUUCCUGCUCCUUCAAGUCACACAGGCGGCCUCUGUGCAGGAGAUCCAGACCAGCCAUGAGAACAUAGCAAAAAUCAACUCAGCAGCAGAAAUGAUGCAGUGCUCAGCAGUCUUAGACGUCCUCUUCCUCAUGGAUGGCUCCUACAGCAUCGGGAAGGGCACCUUUGAGAGGGCCAAGCAUUACGCAGUCAAGCUUUGUGAAGCCCUGAACGUUGCUUCGGAUAAGGUGCGAGUCGGUUUGAUUCAGUUUGGCUCCGUUCCUCGCCUUGAGUUUUCUUUGGACUCGUUCCCCACCAAGCAGGAGCUGAAGAAGCACCUGAAGAAGAUUUCAUACAGAGGAGGCAGCACCCAGACGGGCCUGGCUCUGAAAUACGUCCUGAAGAAAGGUUUUCCGGGCGGCCGUAAUUCCUCCAGCGUCCCGCGCGUCGCCAUCCUCCUGUCCGACGGCCGGUCUCAGGGCAGCGUGGUCCAGGCCGCUGCGCAGCUGAAACAGACGGGCGUGGUUUUGUUUGCGGUCGGUUUGCGGUACCCAAAAUGGGAAGAAUUACACUCUCUGGCCAGCGAGCCAGUGGAAAGUCAUGUCUUCUUGGCCGAUCAUUUCCACGAUGCCGUUAACGGCGUGUCCACUACGCUGAGCGCGCUCUCUUUCUGCAGCGCUACACCGGCAGGCUGUCAGGCCGAGUCCUUCCCCUGUGAGAGGAAGACGCUGGAGACGGUGAAAGAGCUGCAGGGGAAUUUCAUGUGCUGGAAAGGCUCCAAGGGAUAUUCCCCGUACACGUCUCUCUGCCCGUUCUACAGGUACAGUAAAGUUUACAAGAGACACCAGACCGUCUGCCAUAGGACCGUUUGUUCAGAUCCCUGCGACUCUCAGCCCUGUCUCAACGGGGGAACCUGUGUAUCACAAAGUCUAGAGCGCUACCAGUGUGUGUGUCCACCGGGGUAUGGAUCAGACCCACACUGUGCUCCUGCUUUGUCCUUGGACUGCUCCAUUGAUUUGAUUUUCCUGCUGGAGGGCUCUGCGACGCUCACUUUAGAGGGCUUCCUCCGUCUCAAAUCCUUCCUGAAGCGCUUCCUGCAGACCGUCAUCAGCUCCGACAGCCCCAGUAAAGUCGGCCUGGCCGUGUUCGGUGGGGAGGCCAGAGUGGAAGCCCAGGUUGGGAGAUUUAAAGGAAACACCAGGAAUCUCCUGAAGGCUGUGGAUGCUCUGCAACCACCUGGCGGUUUGACCCUGACGGGCCAGGCGCUCCGACAUGUGACCCGUCACGGCUUCGUGAGCGAACCGGUGUUCGCCGACGUCUCGGAUGACCUCCCCCGCGUGGUGGUGCUGCUCGCCGCCACACCUGCUGCUGAUGACGUGGUGGAGGCCUCAAAAUAUGCGCGAGACAGAGAGAUCUUCUUGAUAGGGGUCGGACCGGAAAGACUGAAGGCGGAGCUGAAUAACAUCACGGGAAAUCCUCAGAGAACUGUAACGUACUCGUCACCGGACAGGCUCAUCGGGAAGAUACCGGAGCUGAAGGCCAAGAUCUGCAGCGUGGACAUGCAAGGAUGUCUAGGUCAGGCGGUAGACCUGGUGUUCGCCCUGGAUGCCUCCGUUGGAGUCGGCCGCGAGAACUUUGCCACGCUGCAGGACUUUGUGCGAAGCAUCUCCGUCCAGUUUGACGUAAACCGUGACGUGGCUCAGGUCGCCCUGGUGGCCUACAACCGCAGAGCCACCACUGUUUUUGGCCUCGACGUGCACGAGUCCGGCUCUGCCAUCCUCAAGGCCGUGGGUGAAGCCAGCUACAUGGGCGGCGGGGUGUCGACCGGCGCGGCGUUGCUCCACAUCUACUCCAAAGUCCUGACCGUAGCCAACGGCGCCAGGCCGGGCGUCAACAAGGCUGUGGUGGUGUUGACUGACGGCUCGGGCGGGGACGAUGCCGUCGUCCCGGCUCAGAAGAUAAGAGACAGCGGAGUUUCGGUUUUUGUGGUUGGCAUUGGAGACAUGCAGAGAGACAAAGUGUUGAUGAUCGCCGGUUCAGAGGAGUACAUGAUUUCUGCACCAAGUUAUGAGGAUCUCAAGUACUUUGAGGACGUGCUGGUUCAGAUGGUGUGCUCAGAGGUGAGGAAACCCGUGAACCUGUGCAAGCCAAACCCGUGUAUGCAUGACGGCAUCUGCGUCCUCUCAGGAGCCAGUUUCAGGUGUCAGUGCCACGGCUAUGAAGGGCCACACUGCGAAAGACGAAGCGGUAAAAACUCAUCCAGAGGGGAUGUUCCAAAGCCUGCUGGUCUGAAGAAGAAGAGCAGACAGAGGAAGAGCCACCAGGAACUCCUGCGUCGUUAUAAACUUCACCGCCGGAGACACACUGCCUGACGCAACACACAAAAAAAUCACACAAACACUUCAAAAUCAGGGGUGUUUUUAGAGGACAGCAAAACCUGAUGUUUAUUUUUUUAGUAUUUAAUGUUGGACUUUUUGUAAAGUUUUUUUUUAUGUCUUUAUAUACUGACUGAAUAAUAAUUGUGCUGGCUGUUUAAAAAUAUAAACUGUUAAUAACAUCA
Messenger RNA from Poecilia latipinna (sailfin molly), 2766 nucleotides. RefSeq names its product von Willebrand factor A domain containing 2 (gene vwa2). The record is from RefSeq and is a predicted model, not a curated record. The transcript has 14 exons. Gene Ontology annotation, cellular component: basement membrane. The coding region runs from base 194 to 2578 and encodes 794 amino acids. Gene Ontology annotation, biological process: calcium-independent cell-matrix adhesion. Gene Ontology annotation, molecular function: calcium ion binding. NCBI's taxonomy places the organism in Eukaryota, Metazoa, Chordata, Actinopteri, Cyprinodontiformes, Poeciliidae.